UUGACAUUUCACGCAGUUAGUUAGCACAAGGUUUCUCGGUGUACUGUACGCGGAGUACUCUGGAAAAAGUCAAAUAAUAAGUUGCCAUUUUAGAGAUUGCACAGACCGCUGAGAGAGGAUGUCUCAGGUACUGAGGCUCCUCUCGGUAGCUACUCAGCGUCUGUGUCGAGCAGAAGUGGUCCGGUUCUCAGCUUUCAAGAGACUGUGUUCCACAUCCAAGUACCGGAGCUCUGCUACCACGAAUUUUUCUACAACAAAACUCCUGUUGAAUCACAGGUUCCGCUUUGCUCAGCGGCGACUUUACUCCACAGAACCCAAAGAUGGAGGAGGAAAGAAAGGCGGUGGUGCAGGAAAAGACUGGUGGAGCCGAAUGCAGAAGGGAGAUGUUCCCUGGGAUGAUAGGGAUUUCCGUUACAUGGCCAUCACUGUGGCUGGAGUCGGUUCAACUCUGCUCUACUUCUACUUCAGAGACAGGGGCAGAGAGAUCACCUGGAAGGACUUUGUUCACCGGUACCUGAGCCGAGGCCUGGUGGAUCGGUUAGAGGUCAUUAACAAACAAUAUGUUAAGGUCAAUCUGGUACCAGGAACUGAGGUUGAAAAGGGCUACCUUUGGUUUAACAUUGGUAGUGUCGACACCUUCGAGAGAAACCUGGAGGCGGCUCACAUGGAGCUGGAGUUACCGCCAUCAGAACAGACUACGGUUAUCUACAGCACAGAGAGUGAUGGCUCUUUUCUUACCAGCUUUCUCCCUCCUCUGCUGCUAAUUGGUUUCAUACUAUUUAACAUGCGGCGAGGACCAAUGGGUGGAGGCACCAGGGGUGGGAGGGCUGGGCCCUUUAACAUGGGGGAGUCUAGAGCAAAAAUGAUAAAGGACAACAUCGAUGUGAAGUUUAAAGAUGUCGCCGGCUGUGAGGAGGCCAAAGUGGAGAUCCUGGAGUUUGUCAACUUCCUGAAGAACCCAAAGCAGUACAAGGACCUCGGGGCCAAAAUACCCAAGGGUGCAGUGCUGUCAGGACCUCCUGGAACAGGAAAAACACUGCUGGCCAAAGCCACCGCAGGUGAAGCCAACGUUCCCUUUAUCACUGUCAACGGCUCUGAGUUCCUGGAGAUGUUUGUUGGUGUAGGUCCAGCCAGGGUAAGAGACAUGUUUGAUAUGGCGAGAAAGAAUGCUCCCUGUAUCCUCUUCAUCGACGAGAUUGAUGCUGUAGGGAAGAAGAGAGGAGGUAACAUGGAUGGUCAGAGUGAGCAGGAGAACACACUCAACCAGCUGCUGGUGGAGAUGGAUGGGUUUAACACAUCGACUAAUGUGGUGGUCCUGGCUGGAACCAACAGACCUGACAUCCUGGAUCCUGCUCUAAUGAGACCCGGACGCUUUGACAGGCAGAUCUACAUUGGUCCUCCUGACAUCAAGGGCAGGGCGUCUAUCUUUAAAGUCCACCUUCGACCAAUCAAAGUCGACCCAGACCUGGACAAAGACAUUGUGGCUAGAAGGAUGGCUGCUGCUACGCCAGGAUUCACCGGGGCGGAUAUCGCAAACGUCUGCAACGAAGCAGCUCUGAUUGCGGCUCGGUACCUGCAUCCAUGUGUCAACAAUAAGCAUUUUGAACAGGCCAUCGACCGGGUCAUUGGAGGUCUGGAGAAGAGGACUCAGGUCCUUCAGCCCACAGAGAAGAAGAUCGUAGCCUACCAUGAAGCCGGCCAUGCUGUUGUAGGCUGGUUCCUGCAGCACGCAGACCCACUGCUGAAGGUGUCAAUCAUCCCCCGUGGUAAGGGUCUGGGUUACGCUCAGUAUCUGCCCAAGGAGCAGUAUCUGUACAGCAGGGAGCAGCUGUUCGACAGAAUGUGCAUGAUGCUGGGAGGUCGUGUGGCCGAGCAGGUCUUCUUCAGUCAGAUCACGACUGGAGCGCACGAUGACCUCAAGAAGGUCACUCAAUCGGCCUACGCUCAGGUGGUUCAGUUUGGUAUGAGUGAGAAGGUGGGACAGGUGUCGUUCGAUAUGCCCAGGCAGGGGGAGAUGAUUAUGGAGAAACCGUACAGCGAGGCGACGGCUGAGCUGAUCGACAGUGAGGUCAGAGAACUGGUGGACCGAGCGUAUGAGAGGACCAUGCAGCUCAUCCAGGACAAGAAGGACCUGGUGGAGAUGGUGGGGAAGCGUCUCUUGGAGAUGGAAGUUCUGCACAAAUCAGACAUGAUAGAGUUGCUCGGCCCACGUCCCUUUGAGGAGAAGUCAACAUAUGAGGAGUUUGUGGAGGGAACAGGGAGCUUUGAGGAGGACACUAGCCUCCCAGAAGGACUCAGAGACUGGAAUCAGGACAAAGAACCUGAAGCCGAGGAGAGAAACCAUGCUCAACAGGCAGUGUAGAAAAGACUUCUAUCGGAUAAGAAAAAAAAAAAAACUCUCUCGGACUCCUACUGAUUGAUGUGAAAUAUUUGCCUUUCUGACCAAAACCAUCAGUAAGGAACAUGUGAAGCAGAUUUCAAUUUUCAUGGAUUUUUUAAUUUAUUUUAUAAAAGGUAGUUUGACUUUGAGAAAGGAUAUUGAGAGGAGCAUAGAAACCCUUCUCUUUGAGUUGCUAUGCUUGCAUUUGAACUUUAAACAUUUAGCAAACAUGAUAAAUUAUUUUUUGUUAAAUGCUGCUGUGGAACACUUCAUGGUGCAGUGAUAGAAUUCCAUUGAUUUAAUUUAAUACAAUCUGGAUGCUGUCUAAGUAUGUUUAAAUGACUGAAGCUUUUGUUUCUGCCAAGGUAAAGUUUUGGAAGUUUCAGAAUGCUAGCUGAGGGCCAUAUUGAGACCUGCAGAAUCAUGUAGCAAUUUUAAAAAAAACAUUCUUUGCAUAUCUUUGGCUUCCUCAGGUUAGCUUCAAAAAUCAACUGAACCCUGUGUAGAGCCAGUGAUACCUGUUUAUGCAAAGAAGUUGGAUUGCAAGACAAUUCUUGGAGGUCAAUUCACUGUUAAUAAUAAUAAGCAACAAAAUGUACUGUAUGUUUGGGAAUUUGAGAAUCUCCAGUCAUAUGUUCAAACUGGGCAUCCUAUUCUAGAAAAGAUGCUAAUAAAACAACUUUUGUAACAUCAA
Messenger RNA from Cynoglossus semilaevis (tongue sole), 3074 nucleotides. It is a transcript of the gene afg3l1, whose product is annotated as AFG3-like AAA ATPase 1. The coding region runs from base 119 to 2362 and encodes 747 amino acids. Gene Ontology annotation, cellular component: membrane; m-AAA complex. Gene Ontology annotation, biological process: mitochondrial protein processing. Lineage: Eukaryota; Metazoa; Chordata; Actinopteri; Pleuronectiformes; Cynoglossidae. Gene Ontology annotation, molecular function: ATP binding; zinc ion binding; metalloendopeptidase activity. The record is from RefSeq and is a predicted model, not a curated record. The transcript has 16 exons.